CCCAAAAGCAGAAGAGUGUGAUCCUCAUCAUACCUUCAAGCACCCACCACUGACAAUUCCCCUUCCCGAAGCCCCAUCUUACAUUCAGUUUUGCAGGCCAAACCGCCACCAAAACCACCGCCAUCUUCCAUUUCCUCUCUCUCUCUCUCUCUCUCUGCACCGUAUAACACCGUAUAGUUUUCAGAACAGCAAAAAAAAAUUUGAAAAGGCGCCAAUGUCCAACUAUCUCUCAACUCUCUUUCUUAAAAAAGCACACUCCUUUUUCUUUUUUGAAUUAUACUUGUCCUCCUUUGCACUCUCUCUCUCUCUCUCUCUCUCUCUCUCUCUCUCUCCCCCCAACUGGCUUCAAGGACAGACAGAGAGAGUGGUACCCUCCUCCCAUUCUUUUCAUUUUCUAAAGAAAAACCCCAAAUAUCCCAAAAAUAAACAUUAUGGCAAAAGAGCAAAGCCAGGAGCCUGCAAUCACCAACCUUCUGCAGCUCCAGGACAAGGAGGAAUACAAGGAGUUGGACCCUGGAUCUGAGGAGCCUGAGGCCCCUUUGCCUCUCACCGUCACUUCCCGGGUCUUGUAUAUGUUGGGUGACAUUGCCGCAGGGCCGGCAUAUAGAAUCACGCAAUGGCUGGAACUGGUUCGUAAACGGAGUGCUAAGUAUCACUCGUCUGGCUUCCCCCACCGCCUUCCAAGGUUUGACAGUAUGCCUUCGAGUGUAGGAGACUUUGUUGAUGAUUGGAAAGGUUCUCUUCCCUGUGAGCAAACCACGGAAGUCAAUCUCUGGGAAAGACUUGGCAAAGCUGCUACAUUGGAUAUUGAGUCGAGUUAUUUUUCCUGGGAUAGGCUCUCGUCGCUUCAUCACACUGAGCAUAGUAGUAGCAAUGACAAUUCUGAGGAUGAAAUGAAUAAAGCUCUUGAGGUAACUGUAAAUUCGGGGGGUGUUGUCUUCUUUGGCCUGUUCAACCAGCCAGGGAAUGAUGAUGCUUCUACUAAGGAAGCGGCGGCUGUUAUAAAGAUUUCAUCAUCAAGGAUGGCCACGCAAUCUGAACGCCUUGGAUAUGAAAUUGCAAAGUGGCUUGGAGUUCGAACUCCUCAGGCCAGAGUCAUUCAUAAUUGUAGCUUGGAAUGGCUCCAGAUUAAGGAAGCUGCAGAGAAAGCAAGAGAUGCAGCAAGUGCAGAAGGAGAUGAAUGUGGGGAAAUGACGUGUUCAGAACUUUUGGAAGCUCUUGAACUUAGCCGAUGCCUUUUGCUCAUGAGCUAUGUUCACGGAUCUCCUUUACUUGAAAGCCCAACUGUAUUUGAGUCGAGGGAAACUGCAGAAAAAACAGCGGCUGCUCUUGGUAGGAUCUUGAUGUUGGAUCUUGUCAUCAGAAAUGAGGAUAGGCUUCCUUGCCAUAAGCUCAGAUGGCGUGGAAAUUCUGCAAAUCUAUUGUUGGCUGACAAAAUGUCUUUGGGAAAUAUGGAUAGUUUGGGGGAAUCCCUUGAUUCUACAAUCAAGCGAUACAAACCAAGAGUAAUCAGAGGUCUUCAUAAGGAUAGAAGGGUAACUUCAGUAGAUAGCAAAUUAGGUACUCAUAAUGCCGUAUUGGUACCACAGACUUCUGAUCUUUCAGAUAUUGUAGAGUCACCAAGAUCUAUUAAGAGUGCACUAUCAGAUGAUGCAGUGCAUUCUGAUUUUCCAGUUUUGGCUAUUGACUCUGGGGUUCCUCGUCGACCUCCUGCUGGAAAGCGCGCAAAUGACCAGGAAAUUUAUCCCAGGUUGGUUGAGUUACUACUCAACAGUUCUGAUUACUCAUCUAAUGUGUUGCAUGAAAUAACAUUAGGGAAGUUAGGUCGUUCUACCAUACAAGAAACUGAUGCAUCUGAUAUGCCGGCGUUUGAGAUGGCUUCGGUUGUUCAAGAAUUUCGUGGUGGAUUCCGAGCUGCUCUUCGGGAUCUGCAGGGAUUCCAUAUAUUCUUACUCACACUUCAUCAAAGACUGGAGAACUUGUUACGAAUAUUCUUCAAUAUUAUAGAUAGAAUAUCCUCAGGGGAGUCUGACAAAGAGGAUUUGGCAGUUCCUGAGUCUUCCUCUCACGCUGCUGGAAGUGUUCAUUGUGCUUCUCCACCAAGUAAGGAAAGACUUAUCAAUGAGAACAAUCCUGAUUUUAGUGAUUCUGAAUUACAGAGAACUGCUCCAAGGUCUUCAUAUUCCGGAAAUAAAGAAGGCUAUGACUGCAGCUCGCCCAUGUCAAGGGAUGGUUUGCAUGGGAGAUUCUCUAAAGGAAUUGCGGAGCCCCUCCGUAGUUUGCGUUUGACAGCAAAGCUUCGGGAUUUCCAUAAAUACGCCAAGGUUGAUGCUGAAUCAAACAAAGAACUGGAACAGUGGAAUGAAAUGCUAAAGUUUGAUGCUGUCAAACUAUGUCAAGAGAACAAUUUUAAUUCUGGGUUUUUCGAGGGUAGUGACAACAAUGGUGUUGUCGAUGCUUAUGAAUUGAAGGUUAGACUUGAGCACAUUCUUGAGAGGAUUGCAUUGAUAUCUGGUGCUGCAAAUACAGAGAGGCCAUCUCGAGUUACAAGUUGCAUGUUCAUCGGUGGGGCCCUGGCUGCACGAUCUGUAUUCACGCUGCAACGCUUGGAAAUUACUCAUGUGUUGUGUUUGUGCUCCAAUGAAAUUGGACAAGCUGAUUCUCAGUUUCCUGAUCUAUUUGAGUACAAGAAUUUUGCUAUAUGCGACAAUGACGAUACAAACAUCAGCACCAUCUUUGAUGAAGCUAUUGGUUUUAUUGAUCGUGUUGAACAAAAAAGAGGGAAGGUUCUCGUCCAUUGCUUCGAGGGGAAAAGUAGAAGUGCCACCCUUGUGCUUGCCUACCUAAUGCUGAGAAAGAAUUGCACUCUAUUAGAGGCGUGGACGUCUCUAAAACAAGUUCAUCGUCGGGCGCAACCAAAUGAUGGUUUUGCAAAGAUCCUAGUGGAUCUGGAUAAGAAACUUCACGGGAGAGUUUCCAUGGAGUGGCAACAGCGGAAGCCUACAAUGAAAGUUUGCCCAAUCUGCGGGGUGAAUGCAGGUCUGAGUAGCAGCUCGCUUAAGCUUCAUUUGCAGAAAUCACACAAGAAGCUAUCGUCAGGUAGUGUCGAUAGUGCAAUGACAAUGGAGAUACAAAAGGCUUUGACAGCGCUAAAAAUUAGCCGAGGCGGAAGCGUCAGCCCUAAACAGAGGUCUCAUUCAGAUGUGGAAGAUUAGGGACUUCCAAGCUGAAAGCCUCCUUUUUAUUUGUAUGAGGUGCUCUGGGAGAUGAUGGACUUGUUGCAUAAAUGUGGCUGGCCAUUCUUGUAGAUAUAAAUAUAGGGAUUGUUGAGUUUGCCUUUUACAUCAAGGAGAAUGGUGGGGUGGGUUUGUGUACAUCUGGGUUUCAAGUUCAAGUGUAUCAUAAGUAGAUUAUCAGACACUUCAGGGGUGUAUGUUGGCAGUGCCGUAUUCUGACAGUGUGAUAUUAUAAUGUACUCUAAUUUACGGGUUAAGGGAUUUGAAUGUAGGUUUAAAGGGACAGGCACACUGACCUAACCCGCA
This is a messenger RNA of Malus domestica (apple), 3542 nucleotides long. Its product is annotated as dual specificity protein phosphatase PHS1-like. Lineage: Eukaryota; Viridiplantae; Streptophyta; Magnoliopsida; Rosales; Rosaceae. Gene Ontology annotation, molecular function: protein tyrosine/serine/threonine phosphatase activity. The record is from RefSeq and is a predicted model, not a curated record. Gene Ontology annotation, biological process: response to abscisic acid; protein dephosphorylation; cortical microtubule organization.